This is a messenger RNA of Sorghum bicolor (sorghum), 1096 nucleotides long. Its product is annotated as dehydration-responsive element-binding protein 1H. Gene Ontology annotation, biological process: regulation of DNA-templated transcription. NCBI's taxonomy places the organism in Eukaryota, Viridiplantae, Streptophyta, Magnoliopsida, Poales, Poaceae. The coding region runs from base 330 to 986 and encodes 218 amino acids. Gene Ontology annotation, molecular function: DNA-binding transcription factor activity; DNA binding. The transcript has a single exon. The record is from RefSeq and is a predicted model, not a curated record.
GCCUCAUCGUGAUUUUUUAUCAUAUAUCCACCGGGACCCGGAGAAUCAAGUUGAAGUCAAUCCGCCCGUAUUUUACUCACGCCGAGAUCAUGUAUUCAUGUCAACGCCCCCUCCCGCGCUGACUUGAUGCUUCUCCUCGUCUCACCACACCCUAUAAAUACGCUCACGUCGCUCGUGUCCAUCGUCGUGUGCAAAACGGCAAAAAAAAACCACCAGCGACAGCGAGCACGACACAACCGCGCGCCUCAGCCGACCGAGAUCGACGCCGGCCGCCCAGCCCGACCCCAGCUCCUGUCCGGUACGGACUCCGGUCGGUCGGUCGGUCGACGAUGAGCCGCGCGGCGAGCGGCGGCGGAGCCGGGACCGGGAGAGGAGGAGGAGGAGGAGCGGAGCGAGCGCACCGGUGCCGGUACAGGGGCGUGCGGCGGCGGGCGUGGGGCAAGUGGGUGUCGGAGAUCCGCGUGCCCGGCACGCGGGAGCGCCUGUGGCUGGGCUCCUACGCCGCGCCCGAGGCCGCCGCCGUCGCGCACGACGCCGCCGCGUGCCUCCUCCGCGGCGGCGGCGGCCGAGCGGCGGGGCAGGCCCACCUCAACUUCCCCGACCGCGCCGCCUGCUACAUCGUCUACGGCGGCAGCCACGGGCACGGGCCGCCGCUGUCGCCGCGCUCCGUGCAGCGCGUCGCGUCCGACGCCGGCAUGGCCGCCGACGCGCAGAUCGUCGACGCGCGGGCGGCGGCGGCGGCUCUCGCCGCGCCGACGACGCGCGUCCAGCCCGCCGCGUUCGCUGGCAUUGGCGCCGCGCAAGGUGGGGCACAAGGCGCGGCGUGCGCGCCGCCGCCGUAUAGCGACGGCGCUAGCAGCAGCAGCAGCAGUACGUAUUGGUCGACGCCGAGCGCGAGCGCCAGCAGAACCUCCUCCAGCACUGGCAGUGAGCAGCCGCUUGUUUUUGGGGAUAUUAGCGUAGACGACAUAGAGAUCUUGGUCUGAUUAUUAGGUACCAGUAUAGAUCAAGAUUACAAUUACAACAUGUACCAUUUCGGUGGGACUAUAUAUAUAUAUACAACAAAUGGAGGAAGCAAAGAUUCCUGUUAUUAUUA